AUGGAUAUCCUAAGCGAUGAUCUCCGUGCUCGAUCAUUCCGCCUACUUGACGUAGAGAAGACUCUUUCCCAGCUGACCGUCGCCCAGAAAAUCUCGAUCCUAUCGGGCAGUGACAUGUGGCACACAACACCUAUCACCAGAUUCGGCAUUCCAUCCCUUAGGUCGACACCAUUUCAUCUAAAUCUCGAACCAUAUUUCACACAUCGUACCUCUAUUUCAGAUUUUCUGAUGGACCUAAUGGAGUUCGUGGCACAAAAUUCUUUGAAGCUUGCGUCGCGUCGGGAAGGUGUCCCUGCGUCCUGCUUCCCCGUUGGAACGGGUCUCGGUGCAUCCUGGGAUCGUACACUACUUUAUAUUGUCGGGAAAACGCUAGCUGUUGAGUCAAAGGCAAAGGGAGCGCAUGUCUUAUUAGGUCCAACCGUCAACAUCCAACGUUCCCCACUCGGUGGAAGGGGAUUUGAAAGUUACAGCGAGGACCCUUUUCUCAGCGGAUCACUUGCCCGCGUGUUCAUUGAAGGUGUGCAACGUGAAGGUGUUGCGGCGACAAUCAAACACUAUGCUGCGAAUGACCAAGAAUUUGAGCGGGCUAGCAUGUCAUGUAAGUUCAUUAUCAUCGCUUCGCCGCUUCCUAGACUUACGCCCCAAGGCACCAAAUCCGCCGUGGGCCAUAAUGACGGGUACAACCGUGUCAACGGAGUACAUUGCAGCGAGAAUCCGUUCUUGAUCUCGACUGUGCUCCGCGGGGAAUGGGGCUUCAGUGGACUGGUAAUGAGUGAUUGGAACGGCACAUACUCUAUCACGGAAUCGAUCCGAGCUGGAUUAGACUUGGAGAUGCCCGGCCCCACUGUGGUUCGAGGCGCCGCCUUGAAUGCGGCUUUUCGUUCUAGGAAGGUCUCCGAACAAAACAUCGAUGACAGGGUCCGUAACGUCCUCAAUCUAAUUAACAACGUGCAGCCAAGUGGUGUCCCAGAAGACGCCCCUGAGAAGUCGAACGACGAUCCAGAGGUAAAGAAAAUCCUUCGAGAAGCUGCUUCCUCUGCGAUCGUUUUGCUUAAGAACGAGGCAAAUGUUCUUCCUUUGGAUCCUUCUGUUAUCAAUCCAUCGGUGUCAUCGGCCCAAACGCAAAGAAUGCGGUUAUCUCUGGUGGGGGCUCCGCAGCACUUCGUCGUGGCAAGUUACACUGUUACACCGUUUGAUGCCAUUGCCGAAGCAGCAAAGGAGCUGGGCAUAAAUGAAGUCCAGUAUGCUCACGGAGGAACCGCCCAUAAGUAUGCGCCAGUUAUCGGUCCGGAACUCAGAGCAGCCGACGGUACGGCUGGAGUCGAUCUCACUUUUUUCAACGAGGACCCGUGGGUGAAUUCACAGGUCAACCCGGUAUUUCAUAUGGUUUCAACUACGACCGACAUGUUCAUGAUCGAUAACCUUUCAUCUGAAAUUAUCAGCUCACGUUACUGGUUGGAAGCGAGCGGGAAAUUUACUCCUGAAACCACGUCCGAGGCGAGUCUGUCUCUGCCCGCGGUCAGCAAGUAUAAUUACCCCUCUAGAGCAGUACGAAUUCGGGUUUCUGCCAUCGGAAAAGCGGACUUGUAUAUUGACGGCAGGAGGAUAGUUGACAAUUCGACCAACGUGCAGCUGGAGACACUUUCCUUGGGGCGUACGUACUCAACGAUGGUCCCCACUUGGAGGACCAGCAAGACUAACCUCGUUAUUAGCGGCUCCAAGGAGCGAUUAGGAAGCACGAAGCUUGAAGCUGGUCAAAGCUACAAUCUUCUUGUUCGGUAUACUUAUGACCUUGCAUUUGCCUCGAGUACGGGAACCACGGCUACACUGAGGGGAGGGGCUCUCCGAUUCGGAGUUUCCCCGCGCAAAACUGUCGAAGAAUUUCUUGCUGAGGCAGUUUCAGUUGCACGUCAGGUCGAUGCCGUCAUUCUACUCGUUGGCCUAAAUUCUGACUUCGAAUCCGAGUCGUCCGAUAGGCCCCACAUGAGACUCCCCUCUUACUCAGACGAAUGGACAACUGCUGUGUUGGCUGCCAACAGGAACACUGUUGUUGUCGUCCAAUCCGGAACUCCGGUAGAGAUGCCAUGGGUUGAUAAAGCCGCCAGUUUGUUGCAGGCAUUUUAUGGAGGGAAUGAAGUUGGACAUGGAAUAUCUGAUGUGGUAUUUGGCAAGGUGAACCCUUCUGGUCGCCUCCCACUCUCCUUCCCUAUUCGAUUGGAGGAUAAUCCAACUUCUCUCAACUUCGGUGGGAGGAAUGUAUACUAUGGUGAAGGUAUAUUCGUCGGCUACAGGCACUACGAAGCUCUGAAGAAGAAGGCCUUGUUCCCCUUUGGCUUUGGGAAGAGUUAUACUACAUUUGACUACUCCGAUGCCUCAGUCUCUGCCACCAAAUUCGGCCCCAAAGAUACUGUCAUUGUUUCGGUCAAAGUCACCAAUACCGGCCCUCGAGCUGGUCGUGAAGUUGUCCAGGUUUAUGUCCAUGAUGUGGUGUCAACACUCCAGCGACCGCCAAAGGAACUUAGAGGCUUUACGAAGACGGCGGUUCUUCAACCCGGAGAAUCCGAGAAUGUUUCUAUUGGGCUGGAUCACCUAGCCUUUGGAUUUUUCAAUGACCGGAGGGUGUGA
Molecule: messenger RNA, 2625 nt
Organism: Cantharellus anzutake
Lineage: Eukaryota; Fungi; Basidiomycota; Agaricomycetes; Cantharellales; Hydnaceae
Product: glycoside hydrolase superfamily
Exons: 18
Coding region: 1-2625 (874 amino acids)
Biological process (GO): glucan catabolic process
Molecular function (GO): beta-glucosidase activity
Source: RefSeq, a predicted model, not a curated record